UUAUACUUCUAUAAUCACAAAUUUCGCCAAGAAUACACUAUAGAAAAAUAUUAAUAAAGACAAACAAUAUUUAAUCUAUUCUCAAUAUGACAACAGACGUCAAGAACAAAAGUUCGACAAUAAAUAAAUAGUACGCAUGCGUGUGUGCGUGAAAUACAUGGUAGUGUGUGUGUAAUGUUUUUUUUAUUGAUUUAAUGUAUUUUUAGGCAUAAUUUAAAAAAAAUAUUAACAUUCUGCACUCCUUCUCUAUAUUCUCUGUAAGUGUGGAAAAUUUCAUACUCCUCCGUCCGCGCAAUUUUCGUAAAAAGGGAUACAAAGUUUUUCCUUCACGUAUUAAUAUAUAGUUGGGAUAAACUUAAAGUUCAAAUUAAAAAGGUCGGUUGGUUGAUAUCAGGGGUGUUACGAAUAUUCGCAUCCGCAUCCGCAAAUGCGGACUAUUCGCAUUAAUUCAGACAUCUGCAUCCGCAUUCGCAUCCGCAUCAAUCAAUGCGGAGUUUUACGGAUGCAGAUUCACAUUAACAAGUAACUACAUGUAAAGAAAGUGGGCGGAGCCAGAGUGGCAACUGACGAAUAGGAAGGCGCACAUUGGUAACAAGAUCCUACAGGUUUUGUUUGUUUUGUUUUUUCUCAUUGUCAAUAAAUUAUAGUUACAGUGAGUGUUUACUCAGUAAACUUUACUGUGUACUUCAUAGUUUUUUACGUGUUUAAUGAAUAUUUUGACAUAAAUGUUAAGUGAAAUGUCGCCACCAAUAAAAAGCAAUAUCUGGACUUAUUUUACAAUAGACAAAAAUGAUCCGGAGAGGUCGGAGUGUAAGAUAUGUAAUAAAAGUUACUCGCGGAAGGGACGCACUACUACUUCUUUGAAAAAUCACUUGAAAUCAAUACACCCGGAGGAAUUUUGUUUAUUCCAAAGUGCUAAUAAAGAAAAGGAAUUGAAGAAAAAAAAUGAUGAAGCAGGUACAAUUGUGACUCCGUUGCAACAAGCCAAAAAACAACUUUCGUUAGAGGAAGUAAUACAAAAAGAAAAGAAGUGGGAUACUAACAACCCUAAUUCAAAAAAGAUUGACAAACUCAUUGGCGAAAUGAUAGCGCUUCAAAAUUUACCUUUUAGCUUUGUGGAAGGACUUGGAUUUCGUCGUCUCAUACAAGAGUUAGCACCGAAGUAUAAUUUUAGGGGACGAAAUUUUUUUACUGAUUUCGUGUGCAAUGAGCUAUACAUAAAACUUGCUGCAAAAGUUAAAGAAUUAAUUGAAAAAUAUGAUUAUAAGUCGUUCACUACUGAUAUUUGGACAGAUCCCAGCUCAGGCGUUUCUUUGCUUAGCCUAACUUGCCACGGAGUAUCAGAAAACUUUGAACGAUCGUCAAUUGUGUUAAAAUGCGAAACUUUUGAUGACCGUCAUACUGGUGAUAUCAUUGCAGAAAAAUUUAACACAAUGCUUGCUGAAUGGAAUAUUUCAAAUGAAAAAGUGCAUUGCAUGAUACGAGAUGAAGGCUCUAAUAUGAAAAGAGGGAUGCGAUUAGCAUUGCUAAAUGAUUUAGAUUGUACCGUUCAUAAGUUACAAAUCGUUAUACGGCAUGGUUUACGAUCGCAGGAAUGCAUAGAAGCCGUCAAACAAAAAUGUAAGAAAAUUACUUCUCAUUUUAACCAUUCCACCAUUGCUCAAAAGCAACUUGAAAAAAUUCAAGACAGACUUAAUCAAUCACAUCUUAAAGUAUUCCAGGAUUGUGUGACGCGCUGGAACAGCACAUUCUACAUGUUUGAGCGUUUUAUGAAGAUAAAAGAUGCAUUAAGUCUUUAUGCCAAUGAUCAUAAUAUUGAAUCAAUUUUGCCUGAAGAGUGGAAAGUAAUAGAAUGCUGUCUUGAAGUAUUGAAACCGUUUGAAGAAGCCACUCGUGAAAUGAGCAGCUCUCAAGCACUCAUAUCAUCUGUGAUUCCUAUCAUACAAAUGCUUUUGAAAAAACUUGACGUCUAUUUAACAAAACCACGAGAAAGUGAUAGUUUUCGGUUGGCAGUUUCUAAUCUGAAAUCACAAUUUUCAGCGAAAUUUUCUUCUUUGGAAGAUAACAACUUAUAUGCAAUUUCCACAUAUUUAGAUCCUCGCUAUAAGCAUAAAUUUUUCAAACCAGUCACCGAAGAAAAAAUAAAAGAUGAAAUAAUAAAGAUGGUGAAUGAUCCUGUCGUGCCUGAUUCUCCUAAGUCGCCGGCGGAAAAAACAAAAAGAAUGAGAAUGGGAGAUUCUCUCGAUCCUGAACCAGGAACAUCCAGUAUGAGUAAGAAGACUUGCUUAAAAAGCGAUCUUGCCAUGAUGUUAGGUUCAUCGAGCGAAGAUGAAGGUGAAGGAGAACCGGACAACAGUAGCCCCGAUGCUCUUCUCCGCAAAGAAUUAGUUAUUUAUCGUAACAAAAAAAGACUAGAUUUAGAUGAAAAUCCACUUAAUUGGUGGAAAGUUAACCGUUGUGAAUUUAAAAUUCUCUCCAAAUUAGCAUGCAGAUAUUUAUCACCUCCACCAGCCAGUUUUCCCAGCGAACAACUAUUUAGUGGAGCUGGGUUAAUAUAUAAUCCACUAAGAAACAGGUUGGAAGCUGAGAAGGCUGCAAUAUUGCUAUUUAUUAAAUAUAAUUCACCAAUCUUUAACUUUAAUUAUUAAACAAAGAUUUUUUUAUUAUGCAACUAGAAGCUUAAAAUUCUGUUGUGUCAUAAGUAAAACUAAAAACUGGUGUAAUUUUGUUCUAAUAAUAUGAUUAAAUAAAUAAAAAGUUAAAAUUAAA
Molecule: messenger RNA, 2769 nt
Organism: Bombyx mori (domestic silkworm)
Lineage: Eukaryota; Metazoa; Arthropoda; Insecta; Lepidoptera; Bombycidae
Product: zinc finger BED domain-containing protein 4-like
Exons: 2
Coding region: 726-2648 (640 amino acids)
Molecular function (GO): DNA binding; protein dimerization activity
Source: RefSeq, a predicted model, not a curated record